Gossypium arboreum is the source of this 1068-nucleotide messenger RNA. Its product is annotated as tropinone reductase homolog At5g06060-like. Bases 64 to 897 code for a protein of 277 amino acids. The transcript has 5 exons. The record is from RefSeq and is a predicted model, not a curated record. Gene Ontology annotation, molecular function: oxidoreductase activity. NCBI's taxonomy places the organism in Eukaryota, Viridiplantae, Streptophyta, Magnoliopsida, Malvales, Malvaceae.
UAUAUAUAUAUGUACACAUAUAUAUGAAGCACCAUAAAAAAGGAAGGUGAGAAAGUAAGCAAAAUGGGAGAAGCAGAGGGGUGUAGCAAAGACAAAAGAUGGAGUCUUCACGGCAUGACUGCACUUGUCACCGGUGGUACCAAAGGCAUCGGGCAUGCAAUCGUAGAGGAAUUAGCUGCAUUCGGAGCGAUUGUGCAUACAUGUUCUCGAACUGAAACUGAGCUCAAUGAUUGCUUACUCCAAUGGAAGGCAAAGGGUUUACGAGUUACCGGUUCAGUGUGUGAUGUUUCGAAUCAAGCUCAAAGAGAAAAUCUACUAAACACGGUUUCUUCUGAGUUUAAUGGGAAGCUUAACAUCCUGAUAAAUAACGUGGGAACGAAUAUAUGGAAAAUGGUGACAGAUUACACGGCGGAAGAUGUUUCAUUUUUGACGAGCACCAACUUCGAAUCUGCUUAUAACAUUAGUGUAUUGGCACAUCCCCUUCUGAAAGCUUCCGCCGCUGCAAGCGUUGUGUUUAUCUCUUCUAUUGCUGGUACAUUACCUGUAUUUAAUACGGCUAUAUAUGGAGCCAACAAAGGGGCCAUGGAUCAUCUUUCGAAAUUCUUAGCUUGUGACUGGGCAGGAGAUAAUAUUAGGGUUAAUGCCAUUGCACCAGCACUCAUCAAAACUCCCCUCUCUCAACGUUUUACUGAAGAUAAUGAAGAAGGAAAAAAUGCAAUCAUAAGCCGAACACCAUUAGGACGGGCCGGUGAGCCAAAGGAAGUGUCGGCUAUGGUUGCUUUCUUGUGCCUACCGGCGGCUUCAUAUGUAACAGGGCAGCUUAUUUUUGUUGAUGGUGGGAUCACUGUGAAUGGCCUCUGUUUUCCAAAUCAAAUUACAAAACAACAUGAGCCAUGAGCCACGAGCCAACUCAAAUGUGUACGUUGUUUGUAAGUUGUGAUGUAUAAGACCUGUUUGGGAAAUGAGCAAGAGGAUGUUGGAAAUAAGUUAUUGCAAAAAAAAUCUGUUAGCACUUACUGGAAAAUAAAUAACGAAAUAUGAAAUAAAAAAUUAUUGCGUCUGGGUAAA